AUGGAGUCAAGUGAUAGUAGGACGAUUGGUGAUGUCUCGACGGCGUCCGACAAACGAAACGUCGUCCCCCAGAAGACCGGGGCCCAAUUCGCCCUCUGGGAUACCUUGGACAAAUCGUCACGGCCCUCGACUUCCUAUCGCAACAGCCAGCAGAAGGCCACCAUGGACGCACUUCCCAUCACCAAGAAGCUCAUAGCUUUUGGUAGCAAGAAGAUCUACCUGUAUGCACCCGUGCCCACACCAAUUGCUCUCACUGAAGCAUUGACUAACGUCUCUCCCCAAAUUAGUCCUAAAUUCACAAUCGCACUCAUCCGCACCCCCCGCCUAUCCCCCUACCACGCCCGCUUCCUCGUGCCCCUCGACUUUUCCAAAUACGAUCUCCGCGACUACCUCUACCACGCCUACAAUGUGCGCUGCUUCAACCUACGCUCCUACGUCAAGCAAAUGCCCGUGCGCGAUACGCGCGACGAACAACAGACCUGGUUCCGACCCGAGUCGAAGAAGUACAUGACGGUCGAGCUCGAGCAUCCGUUUGUCUGGCCCGAGACGCCGGAUCUGACGCCGUGGGGACCCAAGGAUCGAAAGCGUGAGAUUGAGGAUUCGGCGAGGAAUGCGGGCGUGUUGGAGGGUAGGGGGAUUCGGGAGAGGGCGAGGACGCUGCGGGAGCAGGCGAGGGAGCUGUUGGGGACUGAGUUGAAGGAGAGGGAUCCCGGGGUUACUGGGAGGCUGUGGAAGAAGAAGAGGAGGGAGGUCAAGGGCAAGUCGGCGUUGGAGCUUUGGGAGUCGAGAAGGCCGGAUAAGUUGAUUGAGAGUGAUGAGGCGGAACGGUUUAUUGUAAAGGCUUGA
Molecule: messenger RNA, 846 nt
Organism: Plenodomus lingam JN3
Lineage: Eukaryota; Fungi; Ascomycota; Dothideomycetes; Pleosporales; Leptosphaeriaceae
Source: RefSeq, a predicted model, not a curated record